Molecule: messenger RNA, 471 nt
Organism: Octopus bimaculoides (California two-spot octopus)
Lineage: Eukaryota; Metazoa; Mollusca; Cephalopoda; Octopoda; Octopodidae
Source: RefSeq, a predicted model, not a curated record
AUGGUUGACACAGGUUCUAGUUGCUCUAUUUGGCCUUUGAGUUUCGCUACAGACAAGCCAAAGUGUUCAGAGAUCACCUUGCAUGCGGUCAAUUGGUCUCCCAUUGCAACUUACAGUCAAGUUUCCUUACAUAUUGACAUUAAUCUUCAUCGGGAUUUUAGGUGGAUUUUUGUCAUAUCUGAUCUCCCACAUCCUAUUCUGGGUGCGGACUUUUUGAACAAUUUUAACCUAUUGGUCAGGCGACAGAGACUUGUCGAUGGUUCUGUGUCUUUUUCUACACCUGCAAAGGCCACUACCAAUGCUGUUCUCAGUCCUUCAUUUUUUGUUGCCACUGCUGGUGAUGCAUUUCAUUCACACUUAGCUUCUUUCCCAGAGCUGGUGGAUCAGCGAUACCAAACGGCAAAACCUACUCACUCGACCCUCCACUAUAUUACCACCACUGGGUCACCUGUCUUUUCAUGCCUGCGGUGA